GGCGGGGACGAGCACCAGAAAGCGAGGUGGGCGGGCGACAACGAAACCCAGAAAACAACACGGGCGGAGUCGAGAACAGCGGAACGACGCGCGGGGGGCCGAGAAGGAGAAUCGAGGUUCGGCGCGGGCGGGGACGAGAAGCAGCGGUCGGGCACGCGGGGACGGUGGCCGGCGCGGGCGGGCGCGGCCUUUGUCUCCUCCUCCGGCGCGCUCCAUGGCUGCACCGGCCCCAUGAGCCCGUGGCCCCCCGGCGCCUGGGCCGCCUGCAGCCCCUGACCUGCCCUGCCCUCGCAAUGGCCGAAGUCGCCUCCGGCGCCGGGGGCCCAUCCCUGGAGGGUGAGCGCGGCAAGAGGCCCCCGCCGGAGGGCGAGCCUGCAGCCCCGGCGUCCGGAGUUCUGGAUAAGCUUUUUGGGAAGAGGCUCCUGCAGGUGGGUCGGUACCUGGUGUCCCACAAGGCAUGGAUGAAGACGGUGCCCACGGAGAACUGCGACGUGUUGAUGACCUUCCCAGACACGACCGAUGACCACACGCUGCUAUGGCUGCUGAACCACAUCCGCGUGGGCAUCCCUGAGCUCAUCGUGCAAGUUCGCCACCACCGCCACACGCGUGCCUACGCCUUCUUCGUCACCGCCACGUAUGAGAGCCUACUCAGAGGGGCCGACGAGCUGGGUCUGCGAAAAGCAGUGAAGGCCGAGUUUGGCGGGGGCACCCGCGGCUUCUCCUGCGAGGAGGACUUCAUCUACGAGAAUGUGGAAAGUGAGCUGCGCUUCUUCACCUCCCAGGAGCGCCAGAGCAUCAUCCGCUUCUGGCUGCAGAACCUUCGUGCCAAGCAGGGCGAGGCACUGCACAAUGUGCGCUUUCUGGAGGACCAGCCAAUCAUCCCUGAACUGGCGGCCCGCGGGAUCAUCCAGCAGGUGUUCCCAGUCCACGAGCAGCGCAUCCUGAACCGGCUCAUGAAGUCAUGGGUGCAGGCUGUGUGUGAAAACCAGCCUCUAGAUGAGAUCUGCGACUACUUUGGCGUGAAGAUUGCCAUGUACUUUGCCUGGCUGGGUUUCUACACAUCGGCAAUGGUGUACCCGGCAGUCUUUGGCUCUGUCCUGUACACAUUCACAGAGGCUGAUCAGACAAGCCGGGAUGUAUCCUGCGUGGUCUUUGCCCUCUUCAACGUAGUCUGGUCAACGCUGUUCUUGGAGGAGUGGAAACGGAGGGGGGCAGAGCUGGCCUACAAGUGGGGGACGCUGGAUUCACCCGGGGAAGCCGUGGAGGAGCCGCGACCCCAGUUCAGGGGCGUGCGGCGCAUCAGCCCCGUGACUCGGGCCGAGGAGUUCUACUACCCGCCCUGGAAGCGGCUGCUCUUCCAGCUGCUUGUGAGCCUUCCCUUGUGCCUCACCUGCCUGGCCUGCGUGUUCCUGCUUAUGCUCGGCUGCUUCCAGCUGCAGGAGCUGGUGCUGAGUGUGAAGGGGCUGCCCCGUCUCGCCCGCUUCCUGCCCAAAGUCAUGCUGGCUGUGCUGGUCAGUGCGAGUGCCGAGGGCUACAAGAAGCUGGCCAUCUGGCUCAACGACAUGGAGAACUACCGGCUGGAGAGCGCCUACGAGAAGCAUCUCAUCAUCAAGGUGGUCCUGUUCCAAUUCGUCAACUCAUACCUGAGCCUCUUCUACAUUGGCUUCUACCUCAAGGACAUGGAGCGCCUGAAAGAGAUGCUGGCCACUCUGCUGAUCACCCGCCAGUUCCUCCAGAACGUUCGAGAGGUCCUGCAGCCGCACCUGUACCGGCGGCUGGGCCGUGGCGAGCUUGGCCUGCGGGCUGCCUGGGAGCUGGCCCGUGCCCUGCUUGGCCUACUGAGCCUCUGGCGCCCUGCACGCCGACCCCUUGAACCCAAGGCUGAAGAGGGUGUCGGUGGCAGCAGCGGUGGGGCGAGCCGCAGGUGCCUCAGUGGAGGCUGUGGGGCACCCGAGGAGGAGGAGGAGGCCACAGUGGAGCAGCGCCCAGCAGGGGAGGGUGGGGAGGUGGGGGAUGGGCCUCGGGGGGGCAGGGAGGAGGAAGAUGACGAGGAGGAGGAGGAGGACGAGGAGGAGGAGGAGGACGAGGAGGAGGAAGGUGAGGAGGGCAGCCUCAUGGACUGCGGGCUCCGGCUGAAGAAGGUCAGCUUUGCUGAGCGGGGGGCUGGGCGGCAGCGGCCAGGCCCAAGCCAAGAGGCCCUCCUGGAGGAGGGGAGCCCCACCAUGGUGGAGAAGGGGCUGGAACCUGGCGUGUUCACACUGGCCGAGGAGGACGACGAGGCCGAGGGGGCUCCCAGCAGCCCCGAGCGGGAGCCCCCGGCUGUCCUGCUCCGCCGGGCUGGAGGUGAGGGCCGUGACCAGGGGCCCGAUGGCGGCCCGGACCCAGAACCGUGCUCGGGUGACUCGGCCCGGAAGCAGCGGCGGCAGAACCGGUCAUCUUGGAUCGACCCACCCGAAGAGGAACACUCACCCCAGCUCACCCAGGCCGAGCUUGAGAGCUGUAUGAAGAAAUAUGAGGACACCUUCCAGGACUACCAGGAGAUGUUCGUGCAGUUUGGCUACGUCGUGCUCUUCUCCUCCGCCUUCCCCCUGGCUGCCCUCUGCGCCCUCAUCAACAACCUCAUCGAGAUCCGCAGUGAUGCCCUCAAGCUGUGCACGGGGCUGCAGCGGCCCUUUGGGCAGCGGGUGGAGAGCAUUGGCCAGUGGCAGAAGGUGAUGGAGGUCAUGGGUGUCCUGGCCAUCGUGGUCAACUGCUAUCUCAUUGGCCAGUGCGGACAGCUGCAGCGCCUCUUCCCCUGGCUCAGCCCCGAGGCGGCCAUCGUGUCCGUGGUGGUGCUCGAGCACUUCGCUCUGCUCCUCAAGUACCUCAUCCACGUGGCCAUCCCCGACAUCCCGGGCUGGGUGGCCGAGGAGAUGGCCAAGCUGGAGUACCAGCGCCGGGAAGCCUUCAAGAGACACGAGCGCCAGGCUCAGCACCGCUACCAGCAGCAGCAGCGGCGGAGACGGGAGGAGGAGGAGCGCCAGCGCCACGCGGAGCAUCACGCCCGGAGGGAGCGCGACACCUGUGGCCGGGAGGAAGCUCGGGCUGAGGGCUCCGGGUUGGACCCUGCUGCCCCGGAGAAGGCCUCGGCCAAGGCCAAGGGCGGUGGGGCAGGUGGCCACGGGCCGGAGCGGCCCAAGCGCCCGGGGUCCCUGCUGGCCCCUAACAACGUCAUGAAGCUGAAACAGAUCAUCCCACUGCAGGGCAAGUUCCUGUCGUCCGGGGCCGUGUCCUCGCUGGCCGGCGCGGGGGCCAACCUCACCGCCCGGCCGCCCCCUGCCCAGUCACCCACAGGCAGUGACACCCGCCUGCCGGCCUUCCUCAGCUUCAAGUUCCUCAAGUCGCCUGAGACCCGGCGGGACCCGGAGCGUAGUCACUCGCCACCCAAGGCCUUCCACGCCGGCAAGCUCUUCCCCUUCGGCGGGGCCCGGGCUGAGGCCGGGUCCAACGGGGCGGGCGGGCAAGCCCGGCAGGACGGGACCCCCGGCGGUGGCGGUGGCGGUGGUGGUGGCCGAGCCCAGCGGAGUGGGCUGGCAGACGAGGCCGCAGCUGAGGAGCCGGACACACCCCGGCCCGAAGAGGAAGGCUCAGGGACAGCGCUGGCCCCCGCGGGCGCCCCGGCCCUCCGCACCCGCCGCAGCCGGAGCCCUGCGCCGCCGCCGCCGCCGCCGCCGCCGCCAGCACCGCUGCCCCGGCCCCCGACGCCGCCCGCCGGCUGCUGGCAGUGGGACGGGCCGUGGGGCUGCGGGGGCGAGGGCGCCGCCCCCCGCCAGGCCCCUGCCGCCGCCGAGUGCCCGCCCUGCGCCCUCGCCGGGCCCCCACCCGCCCCCCAGCCCCUGCCGGGGGACGCCAGCUUCUACAGCCUCCCGCUGCCGCCGCCGCCGCCCACCUCCGAGCCCCCGGAGCCCCCCGCGCCCUCGCCCAGCCCCAGCCCCCAGGCCGUGUGCUGGCCCAGCGGCUGGCAUUAGCUCCGCCCGCCCUGCCUUCCUGUUUCCAUAUGCAAUAUCAGUCGUGGACGGGGCGGCAGCCGCCACCCAGAAAACGCUUCGGCCGGGCCCGAUGUACCCCAGUGUUGGCAGCCCCCUCCUGGCGAAGGGUCGGGGGCCUGGGGCCCCUCUAUCUGCCGUUUUCCUUUUGACCAGGAUGGGGGGCAAGGAAAGGAAACCCCCAAAAAACAACAGAAAAAACACACACAGAAUAGGCGAUUAUUUAUUCGUUUUUAAUUUAUUUUGUCAUAUUUUUGUAAAACGGCAGAAAUGCAAUAAAAAGUAUAUUUCAACAGUGCCCAAGGGCAGAGCUGUGGAAAGGGGACUUAAGGGGCCAGCUCUCUGGGGACCUGCAGGCCUAGGGUGGGUUCCCCUCCUGUCCUGUGACCCUUGGGGAACUCCUAAGAACUGGGUCUCCAGGCCAUGGAUGGAAAACUCCAGAAAUCCAGGCUCAGGGGCCCCUGGGAGGAGCUGCAGAGCCUCAGGCCCCGUCUUCAGCCUCCUAGACAAAGGAAGAAGUCUGACAGGACUCAGCAGUUUGGGCCCUGGGCCUGGGUCCUGAGUCAGCCUCAGUCGUGCGGGGCCACCCUUUCUGGUACACCCGCUCCCAGGCUGCCAUCCGAGGAGUCAAGGGCUGCAGGGAGAACUUGGGGUGUGGAAGUCAGAAGGCACCUGGUGCCUGAGUCUCGACGUUGAGGGAUGGCAUGUUUGGGGGUGGCAUCGGGGAAGGGCCAGGAUGUCCCGCUGUGGGACGGCUGUCAUCCCGAGUCACUGGGACUCUUCAGUGUGAUCAGGGAUGGACAUGGCCUCUCCCCCCUCAGGUGUGUCCACAUACAAAGGCUCUGAGCCUGACCAGCCCUGCCCCAGGGCUGGGGGAGCCUGUGUGAGGAAGGGGCACUUUGUGGGGCCACAAAAGAGAAGUCAAGGUUCAUUGGAGGCAGGAGAGCAGCCUGUGCAAAGGCACAGAGGUGUGGGAAGGCAGAGUUUGGUGUUUGUAGGAACAGAGUGAAUAAGGAGGGUCCCGAAGGCAGGAGGGGUGGAUGAGGCCAGCUGAGGGGCCUGUGCCGGGGAGACCAUAAGGAGGCCAUGGGACCCCCACCCACACCGUGGACAGCAUUGGCAGGAGACAGAAUCUAGCCCCUCAAAGGGGGACCCGGGGCCAGGGAGGUGCGGGCAAGCCUCAGCAAAGGACAGGCUGAAGCCUGAGCUCGCCCUGCCCCAUGGCCUUUGAAACUUAAGCCCUACCAUCUACUUGGCCACUGACAAAUGACAACACCAUGUGCCUGCCUAGGGUCAGGCCAACCCCUGGGACCGGGGAUCCCAAGCCAGUCCGAGAAUCUCCAGGGACGUAGCCCCGCCGCCCCCAGGCACGACCACGGUCAAGCCUACAUUUCCUAAGCACCUGCCUUGCCGACCCCAAGAA
Messenger RNA from Hippopotamus amphibius kiboko, 5448 nucleotides. It is a transcript of the gene ANO8, whose product is annotated as anoctamin 8. Gene Ontology annotation, cellular component: plasma membrane. Gene Ontology annotation, molecular function: chloride channel activity. Lineage: Eukaryota; Metazoa; Chordata; Mammalia; Artiodactyla; Hippopotamidae. Bases 294 to 4007 code for a protein of 1237 amino acids. The record is from RefSeq and is a predicted model, not a curated record. Gene Ontology annotation, biological process: chloride transmembrane transport. The transcript has 18 exons.